This is a messenger RNA of Rosa chinensis, 1180 nucleotides long. RefSeq lists its product as uncharacterized. Bases 758 to 970 code for a protein of 70 amino acids. The transcript has a single exon. NCBI's taxonomy places the organism in Eukaryota, Viridiplantae, Streptophyta, Magnoliopsida, Rosales, Rosaceae. The record is from RefSeq and is a predicted model, not a curated record.
UUAGUUAGAUCUCUUCUACUUUUUCAGAACCAAGUAUUGAGCUUUCUAUUUCAAUGAAAGCUGUGGAAGACUUAUCUGUACUGUGGUUUCUUGGGCUUUUAUGCUUAGUUAGAACUCUUGGAAGACUUAUUUGUACUGUGGUUUGUUUGGGCUUUUUAUGCUUGGUCGAGCACUUGAGCUCUCAAUCAAUUGAAGCGUCUUUCACUAAUUGAUUUCCCGUGAACAAAUGGUUCUUGUGCAUCUUAUGUAUGUGAAAAGACAGUGAUGGAGAUGGAUGGGAAAGAAAGAGAUUUUUAGCACUGGAUGAAAAGCAAGGAAGCUAAAGAGGCCUAUCAAAGAACAGGAAGUUGUUAUAUCUACAAUGCCUUGGCUAGUAAUGGAAGGAAACAACUUUCAUACCAUGAAUCACAAUUUACAAAAGGGUGUUUCUUACUUUCUUUUUCACUAGCGCCAAUGGAAUAGCCAAGCCAUUGGUUUAGUGGGAAGCUUCCUCAUGAUGCAUGUGAAUAAGAAUAGCUUGAUUCUAUAACCUUCACCUUUUCCUAGUCAUCAAUCCCUUGUCUCUUCCUCCCCAAAGGCAAUUAGUACCCAACUUUCUGUAACCUUCACCUUUCAUAUUUCUUUGUCCAUACCAACCAGUCCUUAUCUCCCUCAUUGGCUAUUAUAGAACAAAUUGGCAGAUCAGAUCAGAUCACAAAUCUGUUAAGCCACAUUUGAAAUUUGAGAGAGAAGUAGUGCAGGAAGGCGAGGAUUGGAGAUGUCGGAUUGGGGGCCAGUUUUCAUAGCAGUGGUGCUGUUCAUUCUGUUAACUCCAGGGCUGCUGAUUCAGAUACCUGGGAAAAGCCGGUUCGUCGAGUUUGGCAAUUUUCAGACUAGUGGAGUAUCAAUUCUGGUUCAUUCCAUCAUCUACUUUACUCUCAUCUGUAUCUUCUUGUUGGCUAUUGGAGUCCACAUGUAUGUUGGUUCUUAAACUACUCAAAUGUGUACCAGUACCAAAUUGUGAACUCAGGAUUUGAUUGUCUCAUUUACAAAAAUACACAUGUUAAGUUGAUGUGUCAUGUACUUUAUGUUGUUUCUCAAUGAUUUUUACUGCUAAUAACUGGAUUUUGUCCCCCUUCUUUCUGAGUUCUAGAUUGCUCAUGGAUUAGAGGUAUUGAUUCUAACAUCAUAUUCAGAUAUU